This is a messenger RNA of Eremothecium cymbalariae DBVPG#7215, 996 nucleotides long. It is a transcript of the gene CSI2, whose product is annotated as Csi2p. NCBI's taxonomy places the organism in Eukaryota, Fungi, Ascomycota, Saccharomycetes, Saccharomycetales, Saccharomycetaceae. The coding region runs from base 1 to 996 and encodes 331 amino acids. The transcript has a single exon. The record is from RefSeq and is a predicted model, not a curated record.
AUGAAACUUUCAAGUCUAAAGCUGAAUCUGCUGCUAAGCCUAAAUUUAUUAGGGUGGACACAUGCAAUAUUUAUACCAUACAUCAGCUCCCUUAUUACUUUUCCUUCGAUGAUUGUUGAUAUAAGCAUUUCAAGUUGUGCAUCUGUGAUGCCCCUAAUUAAUACGACCCCACGUCCUAAAUCCAAGCGGGCAUUACCUGUUAUCACAUUGGGUCAGAAUACAAAUACUGCUGUGGUAGUUCCCGAUGAGAGCGGGACUGCAAUUGUGCCAAAUGUUGCAACUUCUGAGUCGCCUGGCAACCUCCCACGAUUUACGCCUCAAGUAUUAACCUCUUAUCGCAACAAACAUACCAAGGAUACUAUUAUUCCUUCUGGAUUUUUAUUUAUGGCAAUCGGUAUGGUUUUUGCGUUGGUUGUAGCGGUGUAUUUGGCUAGCUGGUUAGCUUCUGUCCUUCGCUCACGGCUCAGCAUCCGACAAGAACAAUUUAUUUCGAAUGUAAUAUACCCAAAUCAAAAUUAUGAUGAUGAGGCAAGCUACUCAGGUACUGCAUCGAUAAAAGAUCUUUCUGAGAAACUAGGUAACUCUAAAAUGACGAAAUACGGUAUUAAAAAAAGCCCAGGUAGUAUGAAUUCUCUAAAUUCUUUUACCACUCUCAAUAAUUCGAUGUCUACAAGCGUCUACAAAGACGCCAGUAUUCAGAGAUACUCCUCUGCGCGAGAUAGCACUGCCUCAAUGUACGUCUCGCCCACCGAUUUACUGCAACAACAAAGAAGAUACUCUAUCGGAAGUUCCACCCUUUCCUUUUCAGGUUCUUUUCUUGAACCAUAUCCAUUAGUAAUCGUGCCCAAGAGUUCGUGCGAGUUACUAGUAAGACAGCCCACACGGCAGCCCACAUGGCAGCUCACACGUGGAAAAUCUAACUUAAAUCCAUUUAAAGAUACUUAUAUACCACCAAGUGCUUACCUGGAUAACAUGUUGGAUACCAGCUUAAAAUAA